This is a messenger RNA of Schistocerca nitens (vagrant locust), 1928 nucleotides long. Its product is annotated as zinc finger protein 836-like. Gene Ontology annotation, molecular function: RNA polymerase II transcription regulatory region sequence-specific DNA binding; DNA-binding transcription factor activity, RNA polymerase II-specific. The transcript has 8 exons. Gene Ontology annotation, cellular component: nucleus. NCBI's taxonomy places the organism in Eukaryota, Metazoa, Arthropoda, Insecta, Orthoptera, Acrididae. Gene Ontology annotation, biological process: regulation of transcription by RNA polymerase II. The record is from RefSeq and is a predicted model, not a curated record. The coding region runs from base 421 to 1713 and encodes 430 amino acids.
CUGGUUUCUUUCAGUGUGUGUGUGUAGGCAGGUGCAACCUCAUGGUUUAGCGGAAUUUUCUGUGUGACAUUCUCCAGAUAAAUUUUAAGCGUUUAUAAACUGCAAACAAGAAUAAGUGAAGAAAACUGUUUCGUAAAAUCGCUACGUGUAUCUUAGUAAAUGAAAUGGCUUAGAUUGUGACGUGUUGUCAGAAGCAGUUUGCCCAUGCAAUGAUCUCCGUCAUGUACUUCGUGACUGACGAGAAAAGGCGGCCAGUGAAAUUCAACACAUUCGCUAUACUGUAGAACUAAAGCAAUGGACCAGGAGCCAGCGAUGUGGAUAAAAAAAGAGGAAGCGGACGAAGUAAAAACAGAGUUAUACUUCAUGAAUCAGCAGAUGCAGGCCUAACUGGAUGCCCUUGGACAGCUCGUCAGGGUCAACAUGCAAUUCAAAACGAUGCGGCAGCCGCCGCUCCACCGCAGCCACAACACGCAGUGGCACCACCUUUUUGUCAGUUUGAUGCGUCAAUGGAAAACUGGACGGAGUGGUCACGCCAAUUUGGAUUUCAUCUCGCCGCCUACAGAAUUCAAGGCCCAGGUUUACCCACUCAACAUGAAUAUAAAAGAAGAGUUGGAGGAGAGUGUGAAUAAAGAGUCCAUUGAAGAUCCAUUGGGAAUAUCGUGGUCCACUGAUUUUAUCAAGGAGGAUCCUGAAUUAAAUUUGGAAAUGAGUGUAACUGAGAAUAUUGUGGAAACCUCAACAAGAUAUGCAUCUGAUAGUACAAGAUUGACUCAGUGUACUAGUGGGAGCUGUGGCAUACCAUGUGAAGAAACUUGUCACCAUAGACUGGUCCAGGAUGAGUUGGUGAUAGACAUGAAGUCAACACAUGAGUUUGGUACUAAUACAGAAGAUAUGACUCUUGAUAAGAACUGCUCAGUUGCCACGCGAUAUAACUGUAGUACGAGGGAAAAUGAAUUACAUGUAUAUAGCUGUAAUUUCUGCCAACAGAGCUUUCCUUCAAAAUACAGAUUCAUAAAGCAUGUGUUUAUGCACAUUGAUGGCAUGCAACCACCUUUGUAUGUUUGUAGGUGGUGUGGUGAAGUAUUUCACAGUAAUGUUAGUUUGAAAAAACAUUUGAGAAUGAGUGAGAAUUAUCAUGUCUUAACUGCUGGAAACCGUGAAAAAUAUGGCUCUAGUGAAGAGCAUCAAAGCAGUAUCUUCUCAGAUAGUGAGCCAGAAGUUUCUAUCGCAGAAUACAACGAGCUGAAUUCAUACAAGGAAACAUGGAAAGCUGCUAGUGACAUAGGUAACACACACAUGACAAAUGAUACAGAGGAAACAAAUCAUUAUAGAUCUUUAUCUACAACUGUUAAUGUCAGAUCCCAGGGUGAUGUACUUACUGCAAACAGAAUCCACAAAUGUGAUGUUUGUGGCAAAUAUUUUGCUGGUGCAGGCAAUCUCAAGAAACAUGGAUUAAUUCACACUAGAAAAAAACCUCACAAAUGUACGAUUUGUGGGAAAUCUUUUGCUUUCCCAAGCCAUCUCAAGAAACAUGUGUUUCUUCACACUGGAAAGAAACCUCAUAAAUGUGAGCUUUGUGGACAAUCUUUUGCCAGCAGAAGCACUCUCAAUAGACACACUCUCAAUAGACACACUAUAAUCCACACUGGAAAUAAAAUCCCACAAAUGCGAGAUUUGUGCGAAAUCUUUUGCCAGCAGAAGCACUCUCAAUAGACAUACAAUAAUUCACACUGGAAAAAAAUCCCACAAAUGCGAGAUUUGUGGGAAAUCUUUUGCUUUCCCAAGCCAUCUCAAGGAACAUGUGUUUCUUCACACUGGAAAGAAACCUCAUAAAUGUGAGCUUUGUGAACAAUCUUUUGCCAGCAGAAGCACUCUCAAUAGACACACAUUAAUUCACACUGGAAGAAAAUCCCACAAAUGCGAGAUUU